This is a messenger RNA of Oncorhynchus kisutch (coho salmon), 2179 nucleotides long. RefSeq names its product vascular endothelial growth factor D-like. The transcript is spliced from 7 exons. Gene Ontology annotation, cellular component: membrane. The record is from RefSeq and is a predicted model, not a curated record. Gene Ontology annotation, molecular function: chemoattractant activity; vascular endothelial growth factor receptor binding; growth factor activity. Gene Ontology annotation, biological process: positive regulation of protein phosphorylation; positive regulation of angiogenesis; induction of positive chemotaxis. Bases 851 to 1792 code for a protein of 313 amino acids. NCBI's taxonomy places the organism in Eukaryota, Metazoa, Chordata, Actinopteri, Salmoniformes, Salmonidae.
CAGACAGAACAGACAGACAGACAGACAGAGCAAGGCAACAUCAGACAGACAAACAGAACCAGGCAGCAAAGGUUGGGACAGAGAGACAGACAGACAGCCCUCUCAACCCUGAAGGACGGGAACUAAGUGCGGGGCCAUGCUCACUCGAUGUGACAAGCAGGCCCUUUAACGCAGAGGCUGAGACACAGUAGAUAAUGAGAUCUGAAGAUGUCUGGACUAACUGGGGAGAAGAGAAGAGAGGGGAUAGUCAAGACAGGCGAAAGAAAGAGAGACAGUCUUAAGAGUCCUUGCUUGUAGUUGGACCAAUAGAGAGACAGUCUUAAGAGUCCUUGGGGCAGUCUCAAGUGACUGUGAAACUUUAAGUGUCCUUUCUGUGUGUAGUUGGGGGGGGGGGAGAGAGGUAGAGGUGUUUUAAAUCCUCUUUAGCUGUUCCAUUUGCUCUGGGGUGUCUGUGGCCAGACGGAGAGGGAGAGAGGUGUCUGUGACCCGGGGGGAGAGAGGGAGAGGUGUCUGUGACCAGGGAGAGAGGGAGAGGUGUCUGUGACCCAGGGGGAGAGAGGGAGAGGUGUCCGUAACCACAGGGACUGUGACAUGAGCUUGUGUGUGGUCUGAGGAGUCAGCGCCGGUCUGAGAGGGGCUGGUCUGUAGAGAGGAGACUCCUUCCUCUGGCUCUGCUCUCUAUUAUAGAGGAUUACCCAAUAAAGAAACAUCUCUCUGUUACAGGGGAUUACCCUGAGAGAAACAUCUCUCUGUUAUACAACUUCUGUCCAGAGACUGAAAAUUGACUGUACAGAGACAGAAGGAGAACUUUGAACACAAAAGAGACUGAGAUACAGCAUCGAACCAGAGGAUGCAGAGGAUGCUUGCUGCCGGUGUUGGAAUGAUGCUGGUGUUGGUGAGGUUGAACUUGGGAAUGCCAAACAAGGUUCAAGAUGAUCCCAGCUCUCUCAGGGUGAUCAACCAGGAGAAGUGGGAGAGGGAUGUGCGUUCGGCCUCCAGUCUGGACGAGCUGCUCAUGCUGACAGAUUUCCCUGACUGGAAGCUGUGGAAGUGUGGUCUAAAACUCAAACACCUGGAGACGUCUCCCUCAUCCUCUUCCUCUCAGCAGCCCAACCACCGUUCCUCCUCCUCGUCCUCCUCCUCCACUGGAUCUGGGUCACACCGCUCCACGCGCUACGCUGUAGCAUCCUACAGCCUGGAGAUACUCAAAGCCAUAGAUGAUGAGUGGCAGAAGACCCAGUGCACGCCCAGAGAGACGUGUGUAGACGUGGCAAAGGAACUGGGCACCACGACUUCCAUGUUCUUCAAGCCCCCCUGCGUGUCCGUCUUCAGGUGCAACGGAUGCUGCAACAAAGAGGGUGUAUCGUGCAGAAACACAAGUACUGCCUAUGUUAAUAAAACACUGCUGACUGUGAUACCGUUCAAAUACGGACCUGAGCCGGUGUUGAUACAGGUAGCCAAUCACACAGAGUGUAAGUGUAUGGAACCACCCCUGAUCCGACGGCAAGCCCAUAUACGCUCUCACAGGAGGAACGGGUGCUCUCCGAUGCGUCAGCUCUCUAAAUCAGAGGACUCCAGGCGUCUGUGUGCCAGUGGGUUGAUCUGGGACUGCAUGGCCGACCGUUGUGUGUCCUACCCCUCCACUGAACAACCUGACUUCUCUCCCAAUAUGAGAACGGUGGACUGUGACAUAGAUGUUGACAGGUGUGACUGUGUCCCAGACCGCACUACACUGUCCCCACAGCCCACCCUAACCCAGGACCCAGACCAUCCUACCCUGCAUGUCACCUGAACCAUACUGCCUGUGCUAACAACAAACAGCACUUCGACCAUGCCUCUUGCAGAUGCCAGUGAUACUAAGAAGAAUAUAACCUUUGACAUCUGCUUGGCUUUGAAGUUUGGAAGCAGUGAAAAAGUUCAUAAUUUAAUUUAUAUCGCUAUUUAUAUAUCUAACUUCAAAUAAAAUAGUUUAUCUUUCUAACCUACAUACAUGACGUUUUACAUGCUUCAUUUACAUAUGUAAAUGAUUAGUAUUUAUAUGCACUGAACAUGUAUUUUACGCUAAAGAACAAUAUUUUUGUAAUAAUUGCUUCCAACAUUUUGUAAAUAUAAUCGAAGUUUGUCCUUUUGGUGUCUAUCCUUCAUAUUUAUAAUUAAAGUUUUAACCGUUUUGUUCAAA